CCGAGCCCGCCUUCCCGCCACGUGACGCCCCCGCGCCCUCCUCCCCUUCCCGCCCGGCUCCAUAUUGGUGCGGCGCGAGGCGAUCCCGGGCACAAAAUGGAGGUUUCCUAGAUCUAAAAAGAAAGGCUGAGUUAAAAUACCCUUCCAAAAUGGCUGCUAUUAAGGAAGAGAGAGAGGUGGAAGACUACAAGAGGAAAGGAAGACGAUCCUCACAGCAGAAAUACCGUAGACUGAAUAAGGGCCAUGAGCCGAAGGAGCCAGAGCAGUUGAGAAAGCUGUUCAUUGGAGGUCUCAGCUUUGAAACAACAGAUGAUAGCUUGAGAGAGCACUUUGAAAAAUGGGGCACACUCACGGACUGUGUGGUGAUGAGAGACCCCCAAACAAAACGUUCCAGAGGCUUUGGCUUUGUGACUUACUCUUGUGUGGAGGAGGUGGAUGCUGCCAUGAGUGCUCGACCACAUAAGGUUGAUGGGCGCGUGGUUGAACCAAAGAGAGCGGUUUCAAGGGAGGAUUCUGUAAAGCCUGGGGCACAUCUCACAGUAAAGAAAAUAUUUGUUGGUGGAAUUAAAGAAGAUACAGAGGAAUAUAAUUUAAGGGAGUACUUUGAAAAAUAUGGCAAGAUUGAAACCAUAGAAGUCAUGGAAGACAGGCAGAGUGGAAAGAAAAGAGGCUUCGCUUUUGUAACUUUCGAUGAUCAUGAUACAGUUGAUAAAAUUGUUGUUCAGAAAUACCAUACUAUAAAUGGACAUAACUGUGAAGUGAAAAAAGCACUCUCAAAACAAGAGAUGCAGACUGCUAGCUCUCAGAGAGUGAAAUAUUUUGUAGGUCGUGGGGGUGGCUCCGGCAACUUCAUGGGCCGUGGAAACUUUGGAGGCGGUGGAGGGAACUUUGGCCGAGGAGGAAACUUUGGUGGGAGAGGAGGCUACGGGGGUGGUGGUGGCGGUGGUGGGAGCAGAGGAAGCUUUGGGGGUGGUGACGGAUACAAUGGAUUUGGUGAUGGUGGCAACUACGGAGGUGGUCCUGGCUAUGGCAGCAGAGGAGGUUAUGGUGGUGGUGGAGGACCAGGAUACGGAAACCCAGGUGGUGGAUAUGGAGGUGGCGGAGGAGGAUAUGAUGGCUACAAUGAAGGAGGAAAUUUUGGUGGUGGUAAUUAUGGUGGUAGUGGAAACUACAAUGAUUUUGGCAAUUACAGUGGACAACAGCAGUCUAACUAUGGUCCCAUGAAAGGUGGUGGCAGCUUUGGUGGCAGAAGUUCAGGCAGUCCCUAUGGUGGUGGUUAUGGAUCUGGAAGUGGAAGCGGGGGCUAUGGUGGUAGAAGAUUCUAAAAAUGCUACCAGAAAAAGGGCUACAGUUCUUAGCAGGAGAGAGAGCGAGGAGUUGUCAGGAAAGCUGCAGGUUACUUUGAGACAGUCGUCCCAAAUGAAUUAGAGGAACUGUAAAAUCUGCCACAGAAGGAACGAUGAUCCAUAGUCAGAAAAGUUACUGCAGCUUAAACAGGAAACCCUUCUUGAUCAGGACUGUCAUAGCCACAGUUUGCAAAAAGUGCAGCUAUUGAUUAAUGCUAUGUAGUGUCGAUUAGAUGUACAUUCCUGAGGUCUUUCUCUGUUGUAGCUUUGUCUUUCUUUUUUCUUUUUAUUUUCCCAUUACAUCAGGUAUAUUGCCCUGUAAAUUGUGGUAGUGGUACCAGGAAUAAACAAAUCAAUGAUUUUUUAACUUUUCAAUAUUUGUGUAGUUCAGUUUUUCCACAUUUAGUACAGAGAACUAUAACAGAAAUAAAAUGUAGUUUAGGGUGUUUCCUUGUUAGUUAAUAGAGAAGAUUAAUGCAUUUCUCAAUUACAAUUUUGUAUUAAUUUAAAGUUAACAAUAGAAACACCUAUUGAUUUGCAGUCUUAAAGGGUCUAGUCUCAGUGUAUAUACGUAACUGUCAUUGACAUGACUUACAUAGGCAUACAGAGGGAAAAAUCUGUAUGUUGCAUUAUAGUUUGUUUAGAUGUAUAACUAGGAUUGAGUUACUCAAAUUAGUGUUUGUGAAUCAUAGAACUAAGCUUUACCUUAAUGAAAAUUUAAAAUUACUUUUUGGUUUGUGCAUAUUUUUUUAAUUUGUAGUUCUGUAUUAGUACUAGCGCUUCAAGAAAAUAAGGCAUGAUAAAUAUUUUAACAAGACCAACUUUAGACACGUGAAAGCUGUCUCCCGUCUCAUUUGAGAUGCAUAAGGGAUAACUGAAGUUGUUUAAAUCUUGGGUUAAGAGAAAAAGAAACUUGCUUUUUACCUUUAUAUUUAUUGUAAUUCCCGAGAAGUUAAGGUGGGGGGAAUCAAGUGCCUGUUUCCUUGGGAUAUACAAUGAAUCUGAAUGAUGUAUGAAAUGACUCAAGGCAUAAUCAGUCAUAUUAAUAAUGAGUUAUAAUUUUUAAAAAGUGGUAGAAAAAUGAGUGUGUUGUUUGAAAAAAAAAAUUAAACAUGUUAUUUAAACACUGUUAUUUGAGUGUAUUUAGACUGCAGUACACUAAAACAAGGAACCAGUGUCAAGAUGGUAGCCUCCUAAAUGGAUUUCAAAGUCUGCUGCUUAUUUUCUGUGGAGUUUUCAAAGAUUUCAAAAGUUAAAGCAAGAAUUGAUGGUUUAGUGAACGCUUCUGUUGUACAUAUUCAUUUGGGCUUGGGGUGGGAGGGGAGGCUGUACUUCAAUAAAGGCAUUUUUUAAACAACCCAUUUGGAGUUUGAAAACAUGGGAAACUAAACCACAGCUCACUAGGGAGUGAGACACCUACCAACUUGCUUUGUACGUUACUAUGCUCUAGAAGAUGUGUAGACUUGCACCUGGGGCUUGCAACUGAUUGCAGGGACAACUGGAGGAUGGGGUUGAUGUCCCUUCUGACAAUUGAUCCUGGUAUUUCUAAAUUUUUUUAGAAUGUAUUGACAGUGUUCUUUUUAACAGGGCCUCUUGUAGCUGUACUGUGACAACAAUGUUAACUUUGAAAAAUAGUGUCAUAAUAAACUUUAUGAACAAGA
Molecule: messenger RNA, 3007 nt
Organism: Empidonax traillii (willow flycatcher)
Lineage: Eukaryota; Metazoa; Chordata; Aves; Passeriformes; Tyrannidae
Gene: HNRNPA3
Product: heterogeneous nuclear ribonucleoprotein A3
Exons: 14
Coding region: 150-1325 (391 amino acids)
Molecular function (GO): RNA binding
Source: RefSeq, a predicted model, not a curated record